AUGGCAGAUCUUUCCGCAAUAUUCCAUGCGUCUCUGGAUCCUGGCUCGAGGAAACAAGCUGAAAAGGCACUCGAGGAUUACUCCGCCCAACCAGGCUUUGCACUACAUUUAUUGAAACUUGCCUUAGAAGGAAGCCAAGAUCGCGCGGUACGCUUAGCGGCUAGUGUAUAUCUCAAAAAUAUUGCACGAAAACGAUGGGUUCAGGACCCUGAAGAUGACGUACAACCAAUUUCUAGUGGAGAUAAGGCGCAGUUACGGUCACAUCUAGUACCUGCCAUGAUUCAGCUCUCUCAACCUGGCGACAAAGCGUUGAGGGCCCAAAUCGCCGAGACAGUGUCUUUAGUUGCGGCAGCAGAUUUUCCAGAGGAGUGGUCUUCCCUCUUUGAUGCAAGAGCUUGUCAGUUCACUCUCACCCACGGAGCUAUACCAGACACUAGCUGUGCUAGAGACCGCACAUUCAAUUUGUGGGCCAUGGAGGUAUUUCGAGUUUUCGCAGGUGCACUGUUCGAAGGGCAGAAUGUUGGUACACUCGAGGUGCAAGGACAGAUAUCAUGGAGAUUACUCCAAUUAUAUUACGAUCUGACGGCCCAGGACUUGCCUCCUAUCUUUGAGGAUACUUUGACCGAAUUUUUCGCCCCCUCCUUGGGCUGGUUCCCCAAGUAUCUAAACUGGGCAUCCCCGGAGUUGGCUGGAGACCCCGAUGACACUACUCCAAGUCUACUCUCACAGAUCAAAACCACGGUCCUAGAAAUCGCAGAGCUCUUUACCCUUCGAUAUGGUGAAUUGUUCACGGAUACAUCUACCAUCGGUUCCUUUAUCGAAACUGUAUGGAAAAUCGUGUCCAGCGGAAACCACCCAGCUGUCGGUGAUGACCCUUUAAUCGCUCAAUGUAUGCGACUCCUCUCUUCAACCAUCAAAUCUGGACAAUAUAAGUCCAUAUAUGAUAAUAAAAACUCAUUAGAAGAGCUUAUACGAGGUAUUGUGGUGCCCAAUGUGCAGUUACGAGCCACCUCCGGCUCCGCAUCCUUCUCUUCAACGGGAGGUGGUGAUGGCACUACUCGUAGACAGGCAGCAGCGGAUGUAGUCAAAGCUUUAACCAGUAGUGGCUAUGAAGCCCAAGCAACCGAGAUUGUUUUGAAUUGGAUCCAAUUGGGUCUUCAGGAGUAUCAAAAGAAUCCGUCGGAAAACUGGAAAUAUAAGAGCUCGGCUAUAUAUUUAACCAGUGCAGUAGCUGCUCGUGGAACUACGUUACAGGAUCUUCAGAGUGCUAGUGGCUCUGUUCAUCCUAUUCUGCAAGUCGACGCGAUAAGGUUCAUAUAUACAUUCCGGAAUCAGUUGACGAAACCACAACUACUCUCAGUCCUUCCCUUAUUGGUUCAACACCUUGCUUCUUCAAACUAUGUCACAUGCACAUAUAGUGCCAUUGCAAUAGAGAGAAUACUCUUCAUGAAGCAGCCAAAUACAUCGCAACCUUUGUUCAACCCGGAUGAUGUCCAAUCAUUCGCGCAAGGGGCUCUCGAGGCGUUGUUAAGCAAAAUGGAAUCAGGAAAGUCAGCUGAGAAAAUAGCAGAAAAUGAUUACCUGAUGAAAUCUCCUAUCCAUGGGCCCAUUUUAUCCCGAAUUGUCUCUAUCCUCGGUGCAGAAGAUAUUGACCGUAAGCCUUAUUUCAUCCUAGAUCUCAAGGGUCUAAUACAUCUAUCAGAAUUUGUACCAUACGCAUACCAGAUCAUAUCCCAGCUACUAGAGCUAAACCAAGGGGCUGUCCCAGAAUUUUACAAAGGAGUACUCACCGGCAUCUUACAACCUCCUCCAUGGCAACAAAAAGGAAGUAUUCCUGGUCUCGUGCGAUUUAUUCGCGCGUAUCUGGAUAAGGAUGCAGCCGGUCUACUACAGUCAAAGCAGUUUGAGACAGUGCUGGGAGUAAUUCAACAACGACUGAUUCCCUCUAAACUCCAUGAUGGCUGGGCCUUUGAACUUCUGGAAGGGACAAUAUUGAAUACCAGACAAAAUAUGCAGCCAUAUCUACGAGACAUGGUGAUGAGUUUACUCAACCGUCUGAGGACAAGUCGCACGGACAAAUUCGUUGUUGGACUCAUUCGCUUCACGGCAUAUGUUUCUUCUUUGGAGAGCGGUGGCUAUACUCCAGACACGAUUCCUGAUGUUAUCAAUGGUAUCCAAGCUCAUGCCGAAGGUACCACCCCAAGAUAG
Molecule: messenger RNA, 2208 nt
Organism: Acaulospora colombiana
Lineage: Eukaryota; Fungi; Glomeromycota; Glomeromycetes; Diversisporales; Acaulosporaceae
Source: the annotation of a GenBank genome assembly